CAGCAUUAACACAGUGUACACACAGUGGUCUGCAUAUAAAACGGGGCACUGGGGCUUUAAAUGGCUCCUUGAACCCUCGGGCACCCAGUUAAUAAACACCCACGUCAGCACAGAGCUCCAUUCGCUCUAACCGGGUUUCGGUCUUUAGGGCUGAGCAGGAAGUGGCAGACUGGACCCUGGACGAGAAAAAAAAGAGGCGCAGGGAAUACAUUUUAAAAACCAUGGAUAUGGUGGCAGACUUGGGGGCGAGUAGACUCUAUCGGGCGCCGGGUGAAUCGAGUCACCAGCAGCCUCAGAGGUGGUUCAACACCGCCGACAUCACAGUGGCUCACCAAAGCAACCUGCUGAAGCAGCUCAACCAGCAGCGGCGUCAGGAGCUGUUCUGCGACUGCAGUGUGCUGGUGGAGGGCCAGCUCUUCAGAGCCCACCGCAACGUCCUGUUCGCCAGCAGCGGCUACUUCCGCAUGUUGCUGUCCCAGGGGCCCGACGGGCUGUCGGACCCCGUCAUCAGCGCCACCUUCGACGUCUUCAGCCCAGAGACCUUCACGGUAAUCCUAGAUUUCAUCUACUCCGGCCAGCUUGAUCUCUCAAGUCUCAACGUUAUCGAGGUGAUGUCCGCAGCCAGCUACUUGCAGAUGAACAAUGUCAUCAGCUACUGCAAGAACUUCAUCAAGUCCUCCCUGGACAUCAGCAUGAAAGAUGAAGACAGUGACCGCUGCCUCAGCUUGUCUGAGACCUGCAGCUUUACCAGUGGGGCAGGAGAAGAGACCACAGAGCAGCAGCAGCAGGGCCCCUGCUCCGUCAGUCCACCACCUGCACUUUGGACCAGGGACAAUUCCAGAUCCCAGUCCAGCUUCAUUGGGAAGGAUCCAGACCUGGAAUCUUCAGCCUCAGCUAUAAAGACAAACCCAAGCAGCCCUGCUAAUGAGCUCAGUGUAGAGGCUGAGGACCUGCAGGACCCUCAGGACCCUCUGUACACACUGCCCAGAUCAGAGCGCCGGAGAGGUAAAGGAGGAGCCAAGAGGAGGGCGCUCAACAGCAACCGCUCUCAUCAACACGAAGACUUGGACCUUCAGGAGGCGAGGACAAAAAAGGCUGAAAAGGCCGAGGAGCUGUACGCAACUCUACCACAGAUUGUCGGUGUUAUUGGACACUUUAAUAAAGACUCCAACCACAUCAUGCGCUUCAAAUGCCCCUUUUGCACCCACACUGUGAAGAGGAAGGCUGACCUGAAGCGCCACUUGCGUUGUCACACUGGAGAGAGGCCGUACCCCUGUCAGGCCUGCAAUAAACGCUUCACCCGCCUGGAGCACCUCCGCAGCCAUUUCGAGACGAUCCAUCAAGCCAGGAAGCUGGUGUGCAGGAAGUGCAAGUGUCAGGUGACGGAGGAGACGGGGCAUGUGGUGUGCGAGGGCUCGCGACGCUACCGCAUGUGCACCGCGUGCAUCGAGGAAGUGGGCUGUGACAACAUCCCCAUGGACGGUCUGGAGGAGGCCGACGACGAGCCGGCCCUGCUGCUGGGCGUGGACGGGGAGGAGGAGGGGGACAGCAAGCGGAGCUGGAUGGUAACCGACGACGACGACCUGGCUGAGGACUCGGGGGCCGACCUCAUCAUCCAGCAAGUGGACGACAGUGAUGAGGAGCUGCAGUGAAAUGGGACCAAAGUGUGUGUGCGUUCAUGUGUGUGUGUGUGUGUGUGUGGUGGGUGGGUGUGUGUAUGAAAUCCAUGCAAUAGAAUUUAUGCAUAAAAGAACUGAUCCACUGAUGUAAAUACACACAUUUAUGAUGUAUUAUUUGUCUAUUAGUUGAAUACAUAGACGGUAUCUAAAGAUGGACGAGAGGAGGCCAAAAGUGAAGCCAAAGUGUUUUGAUUGCCUCCUGGUGGCUGGCUGCAGUAUAUGUCAUAAGUCCCUCCUGUUAAUGGAGCGGACGUGGGCAAAACAAAAAAGUAAAAUGUUUGUUAUAAUACUGAUAAGUUUGGUUUUAAUUAGUUAUAUAAUUAUUUAAAAACAGGAUGUAACGUCAUGAUUGACAGCUAAGACUGACUCGUGAUCGGUCGAGCGCAUGUUUUGGAGAAACCGUGGAUCCAUCCCUCGGUUGCAACUGUGCAGAUUCUGAUUCAGAUUCCACAUGCGCAAGAUGGCAGCGCAUGUAUCCAGAAUAUUUUGGCUUUGAUUCUGGAUAGACCGAGGAAGUGUAGACACGUCCUACAUCUUUAUUUACAGCCUAUGGUUGAAAACAACUGGUUAAUCUUUACUUUGAAUGGGAUUGUGGACCUUUGUGACAAAAUGGAAUGCUUUUUGUGAAGCUUCAUAAAGAUAUGCACUAUCCAAAGCAUGCAUAUUGAGUGUGUCCUGUGCGUCAGUUAUAUUUGUAUGAUAACUCUUUCAAAGACAAGUUUUUUUUGUCAAAUGCAUGGAAGAACAAAAACCUUUGUACUUUUCUGGGACUGAACUUUGAUAUCUGGUGUUUAAGCGAAACAAAGUGACUGAACAGUGACUAUUAUUUCUCUACUGCCUGAGAGGAAAGUUGAAUUCUUUCUUUUCCAUGUCUCACGAUUGCAGUGCUUUUUAUGAUUAGGUUUGAUUAUUAUAUACACUAUGAUAUAACGCCAAUUAUAAUUUAUUUAUUUUUUGUUUGUUUUUUACUUUUUGACACAUUAAAGAUAUUUUUAUACA
This is a messenger RNA of Hippoglossus stenolepis (Pacific halibut), 2678 nucleotides long. It is a transcript of the gene zbtb8a, whose product is annotated as zinc finger and BTB domain containing 8A. The transcript is spliced from 4 exons. NCBI's taxonomy places the organism in Eukaryota, Metazoa, Chordata, Actinopteri, Pleuronectiformes, Pleuronectidae. Bases 222 to 1652 code for a protein of 476 amino acids. Gene Ontology annotation, biological process: regulation of transcription by RNA polymerase II. Gene Ontology annotation, molecular function: RNA polymerase II cis-regulatory region sequence-specific DNA binding; DNA-binding transcription factor activity, RNA polymerase II-specific; protein binding. The record is from RefSeq and is a predicted model, not a curated record.